Messenger RNA from Cladophialophora immunda, 633 nucleotides. RefSeq lists its product as uncharacterized. Bases 11 to 397 code for a protein of 128 amino acids. The transcript has a single exon. NCBI's taxonomy places the organism in Eukaryota, Fungi, Ascomycota, Eurotiomycetes, Chaetothyriales, Herpotrichiellaceae. The record is from RefSeq and is a predicted model, not a curated record.
AGUUGGCCGAAUGGGAGAGAAGGAUGGUUAUUCAGGGUCGAAGCCCGCAAACCCCACGACCACGAUCGCACACCGACAGACGACAUGCAAUCCCAGCCCAGAACCCAACGCAGCCCACGUCGAGGACAUCCUGGCCACGAUCCGGCUCAACCUCGCGCUCGUGGAGCACACCUGGGGCCGUGAGAGCAGGCAGCACCGCGAGGCGCGCGGGGUGAUGCUGGCGUACCUCGAGGAGAAUGUGCUGCGGCACCGGCACAUGCUGAACGGUCAAGCCGGGAACGGAGGCGGAGACGAGUCGAGAGACCCGGGAGGAGUGGAUGUGGACAUGGACUUGGGUAGACAGAGGGAAGUGGAGAGAGGGAUCGAAGAGGUGCUGGCACAGUUGAGACUGUCGUGAUUCUGAUCAACUCACCCUCGUGCCUGUCUUAGAUGAAUAGGGGUGGUUGAUGGUCUUCUUUCUGCGCCUCCUACAGCGCAAGGACGGGUUUGGUCGAACAAACAUCGCACGGACAAAGAAUAGUCGUUUCUGAUCCUGUGUAUUGUGGCAAUAUGGGCUUUUCUAGCCAGAUGUGACGCCCGGCGAUGCUGCUUCUUGCUCACAGCAUCCUUGCGCCAGCCUCAUUCCCUAAUAUU